CGCGCGACGCAACCGGAAAUUCAAUUCUACAGAACAGAAAGUAGAAGAAACGGAAUCACAAUGAACACCAGAGGUCUCCGCUCUCAGCUGAAAGACAGCGUCCCUGUGGCCGGGAUGUGUCCACAGGGAGCUUACGGAGUGCAGGACUCACUGCGAAGCGGCUUUACCAGUGUAAAGAAUGAGCUUCUUCCCAGCCACCCGCUAGAGCUGUCUGAAAAAAAUUUCCAGCUAAACCAGGACAAGAUGAACUUCUCCACACUCAGAAACAUCCAGGGUCUUCAUGCUCCUCUCAAACUGCAGAUGGAGUACCGGGCAGCCAGACAGAUCCAGCGUCUGCCGUUCUUACAGAGCUCACACUUGGCUCUCGACACACUGCGGGGCAGUGACGAGGCCAUCGGUUUCGAGGACAUCCUCAACGAUCCAGCCCACAGUGAAAUGAUGGGCGAGCCACACAUGAUGGUGGAGUACAAACUGGGGUUGUUGUGAAAGAAGGACACACAAGAUCCACACAUAGAUUAGCUUAUUAUGUCUGCAUACAUUUAUCAACAAAAACUCAGCUGCUGCACAGUUGAAGUGACUAGUUUUGGGCAGGGAAUGGGCUUGACGGGUGAGUGUGUGAUGAGUUUGUAAAUUACAUGUGGGGCGUUAAAACGGUCACAUUCAUGGCUGUUUUUGUAUGAUUCCAAUCCGGUUGUUAUUUCUAAUAAACCUCAUAACCUUCCUCACGA
Messenger RNA from Amphiprion ocellaris (clown anemonefish), 728 nucleotides. RefSeq names its product proteasome maturation protein (gene pomp). NCBI's taxonomy places the organism in Eukaryota, Metazoa, Chordata, Actinopteri, Pomacentridae. Bases 61 to 486 code for a protein of 141 amino acids. The transcript has 6 exons. Gene Ontology annotation, cellular component: nucleus; cytoplasm. The record is from RefSeq and is a predicted model, not a curated record. Gene Ontology annotation, biological process: proteasome assembly.